This is a messenger RNA of Heterostelium album PN500, 4188 nucleotides long. RefSeq names its product putative protein 150-kD protein cluA. Gene Ontology annotation, molecular function: mRNA binding. NCBI's taxonomy places the organism in Eukaryota, Evosea, Eumycetozoa, Acytosteliales, Acytosteliaceae. The transcript is spliced from 2 exons. Gene Ontology annotation, biological process: intracellular distribution of mitochondria. The record is from RefSeq and is a predicted model, not a curated record. The coding region runs from base 1 to 4188 and encodes 1395 amino acids. Gene Ontology annotation, cellular component: cytoplasm.
AUGUAUAAUAAUAUUAGCAACAACAAUAAUAAUGAGAACAACAAUAAUAGUAAUAACAACAAUAGUAGCAGUAUGAGUAGUUCAAAAAGUAAUUAUUCAAUAUGGUCUCAAUCACAAAACUAUUCAACAAUGACAACAAGUAUGACAUCUUCUUAUGAUAAUGUAGAUGGAUCUUUACCUGUAUCGACCAAUCCACAAAAUACAAAUAAAAGUAGAGAUUCAAUGGUUAAAAGUGAUCAAAGUGUAGAUAGUACUGGUAGUAAUAAUAAUGGUUAUGGAUCAUCCUAUGGAAGUUGCUAUAAUAUCACUGAUAAUUCUUAUAGUGAUAGUUAUCGAUCUUUAUAUAGUAACAGUUACAACAACAACAGCAACAACACCAAUGGUAAUAGUAAUAACAAUAAUAUUGAAGGAUCUGUUGGUUAUAGUAGUUAUGGAGAUAUGAGUGAUUAUGGUGGAUCAGGUGAAAACAACAAUUCCAAUGGAUAUGGUUAUGGCGAUGACGAAGAUGAUUCCAAAAAAGAAAAACAACAACGUCAGCAUAAAUUACACAACACACCAAAAGUCAAUGUUUUCGAUAUUUAUAACUCUGCCAUGAAAAAGAAGCAUGGUGGUAGUGGAUUUACAACAAGUGAAUCUACUGAUAGUUCUUCACCAAACUCUGGUGAUUGGAAUAAGAGAUUUCAAUCGAUUAUGGACCGACCAGAGUCAGGUUUGAAAUACCAAUUGCUCUCGGUGAUUGUCAAUGAUUUCGUGCAUUGUGCCAGUACCUUUGGAAAGAUCAUCAUUGCCGAGCGCUAUUUGAGUAACGACGAGAAAACAAUCAAACCGUUGGCGCUGGGUGGUGUUGCCGGUGGUGAGAAAUACCGAUGCAAUGACAUUGUCUUUAAGUUUGUGGUCGAUGUGGAGAUUGCCGAUGGCGUCUGGAUGUACGGUGGUGACAAGCGCUCCGAUGAGAAAGCACAGAAAUCGGCUGGACACGAAUUAAAGGGUUGGAAUCAUGUUUUCGAUGCUGGAAGCAGCUUGAUUCGGUUGCCUCUGAUGACAAUCAUCGAUUUCGCUGGCUAUAGACUAUUGGCGAUCUGCAGUCUGCCUAUAGGAAAGAAAACAAUUGUCUAUGGAUCGAACGACGGUGGUAUCACAGUGAAUAACCGUGAUAGUUUGGUGGAGAAAGAAAUGGUGAAAUUGGCUCGAAAGUUGAAUUUGAAAGGACAUCAAGUUGGAUUGAUGGAGGAUACGAAAACGUUAAUCUUUGGUCCUGGAGACAUUGAAGUUCACCGUGGAACCGAUGGUCGUUACUAUAUGAUUGACUUUGCGAGGAUAUUUCCACCAGAAUACUCUGGAAUCUACAAGGAAUCGAUUGGUCGUGAGAUUUUCUAUUACAUGUUGAGACCAGAGUUGGUGGAGUCCAAUUCAGUACCGUUGAGUUCCGAUGCUUUCACCGCUUGGCAACAUAGUAGCGAGAGUGAAGAAUCCAACCAAGAGGUAGUCGAUACCACUCAACGAUUACACGAUCUUCUCAUUCCAGAGUGUGUCGAGCAUAUCAAUGAUGAAGUGGCCGGACAGAACCAAAUGGAAAAUCAAUACUUUGAGACCGAGAAUCUGGUUAGAGACUUGAAGUAUUAUCAACAACAGCUCUCGUCAAUCGAAAAACUCUUGCAUAUCAUUCAUUUGAAAGGAAUUAACUUUAGAUAUAUUGGAACUGUUUGCCAGUCGAUUACACAUAUCAAUACUAAACGAUUGUUAUUCACAGAGGUGGUUGCAAGAGUAUGGAAAAAGAUCAUUAAAGAUAGACUGAGAGAUUUAGUAGAGAUAUCAAACAGACCAUCCGACAAAGCAAUCAUAAUAUUCACCGAGCUUUUCGAUCUCCUACUAAACAAGUCAAAAGAGGCCAAAGAAAAGUAUCGUGAUUUCUGGUCACUUGUCAGAUAUGGAUCAUUCAAGUACACAGCAAUGUCAGCAUUUCCAAAUUGUCUAUCAUCAAAUCAAAUGAAUAUAAAGUAUGACCUUAGAAAUUCUGUUGAUACAAAAAUCUUGGUUUUGAGAUUGAUAAAGAUUUUCGGAAUUAGAGUUCGAUCGGAUUCUUUCAAUCAUUUCAUUAAUAGUGCUUCGUAUGUGAUAUCCUCUCAUGAUAUAGAAUCCGUCGGUGCAGUUGUAAAGUAUCCGAUGAUCGUUGACUUUGCUUAUGGAUCAUGCUUGUUGUACAGAGCUCAAAGGGGUAUCGAAGAGAACAGCUUAGCACCUAUCGAUCUUCAGAGACUGAUGACCAUGUCCCAACAAAAGUUACAAUCAGCGCUCUCAUCAAUGCCAAACUCUUCGAAAGUAAUCUUGAAACAAGUAUCUACCUUUGUAUUACGUUCCGAUUUGACUACCAAUUGCAACGAAGCCAUCCAUCUACUUGACAAAGCCAAUAAUCUAUUAAAACAACAACAACAAAAUAGUGAGGAAACAACUUUUGAUGAAACGAAUCCAAUUACAACAACACCAACACCAACCUUUGGAGUUGAUUCAAAUACUUUGGCAUUGGGUGGAUUGAUAUUGUUGAAAUUGGCAACCUAUAAACUGUUUCUCCAGUAUGACUUUCCAAGUUUCACUGAGAAUUUAACUUUGGCAAUUGAGAAAUUCGAAAGUUCGUUGGAACAAGAUAGCGAUUAUGUAGAGAUGUAUCUAAGACAAUUGCUACCGUUUGACUCGGAUCACAAUGGUGAGUUGGGAGUAGUACCAAAUACACCAUCAAUUAUUGCAGAUUAUCGAAGAAAUGAAUUCUUGACACUCAUUUACAUGUUGUCGAUGUGCAUUGAGGAGUCAUCAAAGUUACGUCCAUUCACAGCCAACUUGAUAUCAGAGAUUCGAUUCAUCAGUGCCUUUGAAAUUCCAUUGUCUGUCGAGCAGUUGUUUGAUAACAGUGUAACCGUUCAUCUAUUCACUAACAUUGCCAAUGUCACACAUCUCUCUGUCACCAACUAUACUUUGCAACACGAUUGCUCUCACUCCAUUGCUCGCCUACAGCAUCUUACCAGCUUGAAGUUUACGAACAUCUCUUUCAGUCAAUCCGGUGACAUAGAUGAUCCAGCCAUCCAAACUUACAACCACUUCCUCAGAGAGUUACUUACCAAUGCACCAAUGUUGACGGAACUCACUCUGAGCAGUGGCGAUUUAGAUGAUACAUCAUUCGAAGGAAUACCGCAGCUUAUGGGUAAUAUCGAUUCACUUUCACUCAUUCAAUGUGCUUUGACCGAUAAGACAUUCAUUGAGAUUGGUGAGCAAAUCGGUAGCCAAUUAAAGAGGUUCGAAAUAUUCAGUAGAUAUGAUUCCAGCGGUGAGAAAGGAUUGGCCAGUUUAUUGGGUAAACUUAAUUCAGUAAGAGAGUUGGACAUACAUUAUAAACUGAGUAAAGAGACAUCCAAAGAGAUUUUGCCAUUUGCCUCUAAUCUUGAGAGAUUCAGUUGUAGUAGUGCAAUUAGCGCAGAGCAUCUUGCAGAGAUAGCCAAGCUGGCAGAGGAUAUUGUCGAAUUGGACUUGUCAUUCACAUCGGCCGAUGAUAGUGUCAUUCAUGCAUUGGCUAGUCAUGGUGCCAAACGUCUUAAACUACUUAAAUUUGGACAGACCAACAUUGGAAGAGAACAAGAUUCAACCAUCAUUCCUACUCUUACAACAAUGAACUUGGAUCUAACUGUACUACAUCUAAAUAGAUACAAUGGUGAAGCUUCUGCGUUGUGGGCAUUGCUAUCUAGUCUGCCAAACUUGGUAGAAUUGAGAAUGCCUGAAUAUCUGCUACUACCAAAGCUGUUGGCUGAAUACAAUUCCAAUGACUACGAACCUCUGGGAUCGGAGUUGUCAGAGCUAAGAGUACUCGAUUUAAUGUUGGUCAAUGUAUCUAGUGCAUCGCUGGUUGAACUCCUAUCGUUGUCGCCAAUGAUCGAAUCCAUUUCAUUCUCUGCUGCUUCUGUCAUCAAUGAUUGUGGCUAUGUUUUGGAGAUGGACGAUAAUUUCUUUGAAGCGAUCCUGCCAUACCUUGGAAAUGUUAAAUAUAUAAAUUUGGCAAAUACUUCAGUUCAAAAGAAUCAUAUCGACACUAUCUUGGCUCAAUGUAAAUCGAUUUCAAGCAUCGAUAUCUACAAUUGUAAAACUAUAUCUGCUCAGAUAAUCUAUAAUCUCGGUGUAGAAUAUCCAUAUGUAAAGUUUAAAUAA